Molecule: messenger RNA, 501 nt
Organism: Bombina bombina (fire-bellied toad)
Lineage: Eukaryota; Metazoa; Chordata; Amphibia; Anura; Bombinatoridae
Gene: MTLN
Product: mitoregulin
Exons: 2
Coding region: 142-312 (56 amino acids)
Biological process (GO): positive regulation of mitochondrial membrane potential
Cellular component (GO): mitochondrial inner membrane
Source: RefSeq, a predicted model, not a curated record
UCCAGUCUGCAGUUAGACUACUUUGCAGCUAGACCUUUCUCGGUGGCUAAAGGUUGAGCUGGUGACCUUGUAGGAGUAGAGAGAAGAGGUGGACCUUGGUGGAUUGAGAAGGCUGCUAGGUCCUAUUACACACCGUGUGCCAUGAAUGAGGUGUCGGAGCGUAGUUUACAGGUGGCCGUGCUUGUGUCGUUCGCCAGCGGGGUGCUAGUGGGCUGGCAGGCAAACCGAAUGAGGAGGCGAUACCUGGACUGGCGGAAGAAGAGGCUGCAGGACAAACUAGUAGAGACACAAAAGAAGUUAGACCUCUCCUAAGUUGGUCCCAGCAGAUACACGCGACUGAAUGACGUUCAUCUUAUUCAUACAGGAGACUACUGCAAUAUUCGAUGGACAGAAAUGAUUCGGCUGCUAUGUGUUUUUCUUUAAAAAUAUGUAUAUUCCCUCUAUUUUAUAAAUAAGAUAUUUUAUAGGUUAAUGAAAUAAAUGCCAUAUUGCUGAAUAAAA